AUGUCAAGCUCGGACCGAACAUGUUGCGGUGUCGUAGAAGAGGCACGCACACGAGCACGCAACCGACGAGGAAACAAACCCCAGCCCUGGAUUGUUCUCAAGUUCGCCGUUAUAUUGACAUUAGCUCUGAUUGCAUAUACAAGCUAUGUGUACGUCGGUAUAUUCUGUAAGGAUAUGAUUGUAAAGAAUGAGAAUGCAUUGGGAAGUCUGACUACCGGCAUCGUGUUUCUGGUAAUAUUCAGCUUCCUUCUCUUGGUGACUUUAUGGUCGUAUUUCGCGGUUGGUCGGCAGAUCUCAAUGGUACUGGCUUCGUUAAACCUUUUUGCGUUUCCUCAGGUCGUGACCACAUCACCAGGGUAUCCAGCAGACGUAUGCAGUAUUCAGUCUUUCGUUAUACAUCUUCACCAAUUGCUUUUUCUCAAGUUUAUAGAAAAAGUAGAGCUUGAGCGGCCUGGGCAGCCACCAACACAUGCGCAGCAGCCUGCUACUUUCAAUGACACUCGUGGAAUGUCUUUCGAGCUUAUGUCCCCUGCAGUCGACGUAUCUAAUCAUGGCUCGGCCUUAUCAAAUUCAGGGAAUAAUGUACCUGUGACACACCCCGCUGUUCCAGCAGCAACGAAGCAAGACAGGGUUUAUCAUCCGACUCUUCAUUAUCAAGGCACGGCUACCCCUGGCGAAGCACACAUCGUGGACGUACCCGCCAAUCAUGAAUCUGUGCACGUCCCGGGUCCUGCACUACACCCACCCCACGAGAACCUCGGCAACCCCAACUUGGAUGCGUCUUCAGCCAUGUUUGCGCGACGGCCGUCGACGACACCUGUCCUUACCCCUGAGUAUCGUUUCUGCAAUAGAGACAGAAUCAUCAAGCCUCCUCGUACACAUCAUUGCCGAGCUUGUGGCACUUGCGUUCUAAAGUAUGACCAUCACUGUCCAUGGGUCGGGCAUUGCGUCGGUGCUUACAAUCAUAAGUUUUUUGUUAAUUUCGUGCAGUGGGCGUGGAUACUUUCCUUUUGGAUGUUCGCAACAGUCUUGGGUCUGAACAUCAAGUCGUGGAUGAGACCCUCGGCUCCCGCACUCAACCCACAAUAUAUUGUUUUACUGGCUCAAACAGCUCUCUUCGGCCUUUUCUGUCUCCUCAUGUUCCUGACGCAAGUGCAAUUGAUUAUGUUGAACCAAACGACUGUGGAAUCCCUUGGAUUCAGGUCGAUGCAGGAGCGCGAACAGGAUAAUCUGGCGCAUAUGCAUCGUUGGUAUGAAUGUAGAGCUAAGAAACGAACGCGGCUACGUUGGGAUAAGGAAUGGGGCAGGAUCGGCAAGGAGGGUAACCUCUGGUGGCUAGGAAGCCGUCGAGAAAACUGGGAAAGCGUCAUGGGCAAGAACGUGUGGUGGUGGUUCCUACCAGUCGGUCAUGGACUCGAUGGAAUGAACUUUCCCACAAACCCACGAUUUGACAAGGAAGGGAGAUGGAGGAGAAGGAGAGAGUGGCCUUCUGACUUGCGAUGA
Suillus plorans is the source of this 1503-nucleotide messenger RNA. RefSeq names its product DHHC palmitoyltransferase-domain-containing protein. Gene Ontology annotation, cellular component: Golgi apparatus; endoplasmic reticulum. The record is from RefSeq and is a predicted model, not a curated record. The transcript has 8 exons. Gene Ontology annotation, biological process: peptidyl-L-cysteine S-palmitoylation; protein targeting to membrane. NCBI's taxonomy places the organism in Eukaryota, Fungi, Basidiomycota, Agaricomycetes, Boletales, Suillaceae. Gene Ontology annotation, molecular function: protein-cysteine S-palmitoyltransferase activity. The coding region runs from base 1 to 1503 and encodes 500 amino acids.